AUGAAUUCGGAGGAUACUUAUAAUUCUGUGCAAGAGCGUUAUGCAGCUGUUGCGAACCAGGCCGAGCCCGAUAAUCAGAGGAAAUACGAGCAAAAGGUAGCAACCGCAUUUGGAUAUGACAUCGAGGAAUUACGCUCUAUCCCCGACAACGCCAAUCUAGGUGUCAGCUGUGGGAAUCCAUUGGCAACAGCAAACAUUGUCUUGGGCGAGACAGUCGUUGAUUUAGGCAGUGGUGGGGGUAUCGACGUUUUGCUAGCCGCGAAAAAAGUUGGACCGGAAGGAAAGGCGAUUGGCAUUGAUAUGACAAAGGACAUGCUAGAAUUGGCACGUCGAAACACGAGGAAUGCUGGAGCUUCGAAUGCAACCUUUAUUGAGGCAUUCAUUACGUCUAUUCCAUUGUCUGCAUCCACCGUUGACUGCAUCAUCAGUAACUGCGUCGUGAAUCUGGUGCCGGAAGCCGAAAAGCCCCUUGUAUUUCAAGAGAUGUUUCGCCUGUUGAAGCCGGGGGGGCAGGCAACUCAAGAGCUACCUGAAGACAUCAAGAAUGAUCUUUCCUUGUAUGUUGGCUGUAUAGCUGGAGCUAGCCAGGUCAUCGACUACGAACGAUAUUUACAUGAGGCAGGAUUUCGAGAUACGUUAAUUCUGAACACUCACAGCGACCUGAAUAUUUACAAAGAAAUGUGGCAAAGAGAAAGUCCCAAUGGAUCGGGCCCUCCAAGCUCAUGCUGUGGUCCUGUCAAAUCCAGCACAUCUGAGCUACCGGAUGUAGAUUUCAACCUUUGGACUGGUGAGACAACCUGA
Messenger RNA from Penicillium waksmanii, 801 nucleotides. RefSeq lists its product as uncharacterized. Gene Ontology annotation, molecular function: methyltransferase activity. The transcript has 5 exons. Bases 1 to 801 code for a protein of 266 amino acids. Lineage: Eukaryota; Fungi; Ascomycota; Eurotiomycetes; Eurotiales; Aspergillaceae. The record is from RefSeq and is a predicted model, not a curated record.